Messenger RNA from Schistosoma curassoni, 1518 nucleotides. The record is from the annotation of a GenBank genome assembly. Lineage: Eukaryota; Metazoa; Platyhelminthes; Trematoda; Strigeidida; Schistosomatidae.
AUGGAAUGUGUCAAUCUAACUCCUUUUGGUGAAUUCCUAGUAUGGACUGCGGAAGCUGUUAUUUGGUUACGUCGUAACUAUCGAAUUAUUGGUCGUGCUUCAUUACCAUUGGAUUUAUUCAAAGGAUGUUAUCAUAAUAAAUCAAAAAAACCAGAUGGAUUACCUGUACGAUUAAGUUUUGAAGAAGUUGCUUUACUAUUAUCUAAAGGUUUUAUUCAUGGUAUUUUAUGUAGUAGACCAGUAAUUUCUGUUGCUGAACCAUCAAAGGAAACAAUUGAAGCCUAUCAUGAUGCAUUAAUGAAGAAUGCAGAAGAAAUGGUCAAUAUAUUUAAAACUCAAAAACGAUUAAAAUCAGUUGGUUACUAUGGUCAGCUAUUGAAUGGUUUAAAGUUACAUCAACAACGCCAAGCCAGAUCCAAGUUAUUCAAUCACAAUGAUUCAUCAUCAGUUAAUACAGUUGACGAUAAUGGGUGUUCGAAAAACUAUGACACAAAUAAUUUAAAUUCAUCUUUACAGAUAUCAACUAGAAAACGACGCCGCCAACGACGUUUACUUCAGAAACAAUUGAAGAAACAAAUGUUUACGAAUGACUCUAGUAGUGUUGGUAAUGACGAUGAUCAUUGCAAUAUUUAUGACAGCAGUGAUCAAGACGUUUUUGAGCUCUCUGAUUCACCUAUCACUUUGGAUGACCUAAUUUCUGAACAUUCUAAUACACGUCAAGGAACAUCGAGAUUGUCUGUGAUAUCAAGUGAAAACAUUAAGGAAUCUUUACCGUACAUUCCGCAACAUUUACCACGUCCUACACCUAUUGAAUGGAGACGUCCUGACGAAUAUGUGUUUGUUAGGUUGCCAGAAAGUGUAUUUUCUGAGGGACUUUAUUCAAUUGUCACUUGGCUAAUCCAAUUGAUACAAGAGAAAUGUAAAUCAACAAAUUUUUCUAAUCAGCAUACUGAUGAUCAAAAUAACAUUAGUAGUACACAAGAUAUGUAUAUUCAACGUCUACAAUCUUGUUUGAUUUAUAUGGAUUUGUGGAAUAAAGGUUAUUAUAUUAGUACAUCCACUGUAAAAAUGGGUGGUGAUCUCCUGGUUUAUCAAGGUGAUCCACUUUUGUAUCAUGGUAGUCAUAUUAUUACAAUUUGUAAUCCAACAGAUCCAUUUUGCAAUUCACAAUUAUUAGCUAAACUACGUAUUGCGAAUGGUUUGAAAAAAAUACUUGUUCUAGCUACAGUUAGUAAUAUUGAAAUGUUUACUAGAAAAUUUACAGUUCAAAGAAUAAAACAUUGUGAAAUUAAGAAUGAUAAUGACGAUGAUGAUAAUGAUGGUAGUGUUGUAGAUCCCCCAGUUAUUGUCAGUGAACACUCGAAAUUAUCUGUACAAUCAAAAGAAAUUACGUCCGAUGAAAGUACCCAUAGUAAUUGUAAUAGUAGCACUAAUAAAAUACAGCCUAAUGUAAUUUACUUAUCCCUUCAAUAUAUGUCUUCACACUCUAGUAAUCCAACAUUUUCAAAAUCAUUAUGA